AUGACUGGGGCCGUGGACAAAAAAAGAAAAACCGAGCGCGCCGGCGCCAAGGCGCCACGCAUCUUCAGUCCCUUCCGCGCGUUGGGCAACGUGUCCAACGACGUGCCCUUUGCCGUGGGCUCGUUGGGCGCAACGUUCUACCUCGUGACGUCCGUCGGGCGCAGCUUCCAGAUCUACGACGCGGCCAACUUGCACUUGCUCUUCGUGUCGCAGAGCCAGACGGCCAGCAAGAUCACGUGCUUGGCCGCCCACUUCCACCACGUGUACGCCGGCUACGGCAACCGGGUCGGCAUCUUCAAGCGCGGCCGCUUGGAGGCGGAGAUCGAGCUCCAGCUCCGCACGCCGGCCGCGCACGUCAGCCAUCUCUUGGUUUUCGGCGACUUCUUGGUCGUGGCGUCCACGGAUGGCGGCGUGGCCGUGUACAAGAAGCCCGCCGGCGCGCGGCUCGCCACGCAGUUCUACACGGCGGUGGCCAGCAUCAACCCGCAGCUCGACGGCGCCAUCGUGGGCUUGGUGCACCCGCCCACGUACUUGAACAAGGUGGUGGUGGCCACCGCCAGCCACUUGUACGUAGUCAACGUGCGCACGGCCAAGACCGUGUACAAGACGCCCGAGCACGUGUUUGGCGAGCCGCUCUCGUGCAUCGAGCACGCGCCUGCCCUCGACAUCGUGGCCGUGGGCACCGCGGCCGGCGGCGCGUACCUCUUCCAUUUGCGGAAAGCCGAGGUGUUGGGCGAGCGCAUCGCCGCGGCGCCGUCCGACGCGGGCGCCCGUGUCACCGCACUCUCGUUCCGCACGGACGGCUUCGCGCACUUGGUGGCGGCGCUCAGCUCGGGCGACCUCUUCUUCUAUGACUUGGCGCGGCGCAGCAAGGCGCACGUGUACCGCCGCUGCCACGGCGAGGCCACGGGCGGCGUGGCCAACGCGCGCUUCUUGAACGGCCAGCCCAUCGUGGUGACCAAUGGCGGCGACAACAGCUUGCGCGAGCUCGUGUUCGACCCACCGUUGUCGUCGUCCAACAGCGCGGUGACCGGCCCGCCGCGCCACUUGCGCUCGCGCGGCGGCCACCUGGCGCCGCCCGUGGCGCUCGUGUUCCCGGACGAGGACAAGCUGCACUUCGUGUACCUGGCGGCCAAGGACCGCGCGUUGUGGUGCUUCUCGUUGCGCAAGGACGCGCAGGCACAGGAGCUCUCGCAGCGGCCGGCCAAGAGCGGGCCGCAGGCUCGCGGCGGCGGCGUGGUGGCGCUGAUGCGCGAGCAGUUCCCCGAGCUCACGGCGCUCGCCAUGUCCGUGGCACGCGAGGGCGAGUGGGAGAACAUGGUGUCCACGCACAAGGGCGAGGCGUUUGCGCGCACGUGGGACAGCAAGAACAAGCGCGUGGGCCGGUUCCAGCUUGCCACCGUGGACGGCGGGCUUGCCAAGGCCGUGUGCGUGUCGCACUGCGGCAACUUUGCGCUCGUGGGGUCGGCGCAGGGCGGCAUCGGCGUGUACAACUUGCAGUCGGGCCGGUUGCGGCGCCGGUACAUGUUGCACCGCAAGGCCGUGAGCGGCGUGGCCAUCGACGGCAUGAACCGCAAGAUGGUCAGCUGCGGCUUGGACGGGCUCGUGGGCUUCUACAACUUCGCGGACCUGGCGUUCUUGGGCAAGCUUGACCUCGGCGAGCCCGUCACGGAGAUGGUGUACCACAAGGGCCUGGACCUCGUGGCCUGCGCGUUGGACGACUUGUCCGUGGUGGUGGUGGACGUGGUCACGCAGAAGGUGGUGCGUGUGUUGGUGGGCCACACCAACCGCAUCACGGCGCUCGACUUCUCGCCGGACGGCCGCUGGAUCGUCAGCGCUGGCCUCGACGGCACGCUCCGCACCUGGGACUUGCCCACGGGCGGCUGCAUCGACGGCAUCCGGCUCCCGAGCGUGGCCACGCGCGUCAAGUUCUCGCCCAUCGGCGACUUCCUCGCCACGACCCACGUGUCGGGCAACGGCAUCUCCUUGUGGACCAACCGCGCGCAGUUCCGCCCGGUGCUGACGCGCCACGUGGCCGACCACGAGUUCUCGGCCGCGUUGUUGCCGGCGGUGUCCGGCGACGGCGGCUCGCUCAUGAUCGACGGCGCCUUGGACGCGCCGGCAGAGGAGGCCCACGCCGACCACCUCUACCGGUCCGUGGACCAGAUCGACGGCGGCCUCGUGACCUUGGCCGUGGGCCCGAGAACGCGCUACGAGACCAUCUUGCACGUGGACACCAUCAAGCAGCGCAACAAGCCCAAGGAGGCGCCCAAGAAGCCGCAGCAGGCGCCGUUCUUCUUGUCGCUCUCCGUCGUGGCCGAGACGGGCGGCGCGCAGCCAAGACAGGCCCCCGCAGACGAGGAAUCCGCGUCACGCUUGCUCACGUUGCGCGGCGACCAGCACAACUUCGAGUCCGAGUUCACGCGCUUGCUCCGAGAGGGCGCCGAGCGGGGCAGCUACUCGGACUUCUUGCGCUUGGUGGCCCACGCGUCGCCGGCCACGCUCGACCUCGAGAUCCGCUCGCUCCACUCGUUUGCGCCGUUGACGGAGAUGGCCCGCUUCGUGGCCGCGCUCACCGCGGGCUUGCUUGAAAACAACAACUUCGACACGUACCAGGCCGCGUUCGGCUUGUUCUUGAAGCACCACGGCGACGUGGUGUACGCCAACGCGGACGACGCGUUGGUGGAGGCGCUCGGGCGCUGGGCGCUGGCCAACGCGCUGCGCGAGCGCAAGCUCGAUGAGUUGGUGAAGUUCUGCUCGGGGGUCGUGGACUUUGUGUCGGUGGUCUAG
Messenger RNA from Metschnikowia bicuspidata var. bicuspidata NRRL YB-4993, 2790 nucleotides. It is a transcript of the gene UTP21, whose product is annotated as rRNA-processing protein. Gene Ontology annotation, molecular function: protein binding. Gene Ontology annotation, biological process: rRNA processing. Gene Ontology annotation, cellular component: Pwp2p-containing subcomplex of 90S preribosome; small-subunit processome. Bases 1 to 2790 code for a protein of 929 amino acids. The record is from RefSeq and is a predicted model, not a curated record. NCBI's taxonomy places the organism in Eukaryota, Fungi, Ascomycota, Pichiomycetes, Serinales, Metschnikowiaceae. The transcript has a single exon.